GCCCUUGGACAGCCCCUCAAAUGAAUGGGACUGGGUAAAAUUGAGAACUACAGCUCCUUGUCUGGCCGCGUCUGUAGCAGCCGCAGAGGAAGAGUUGAUCAAGAAGGUCCUCAGAGAGGGAACUGCUGGCCGUGGUGAUGUUGCGCGCGGGUUUUCUAGGGUAGCGAUCUGGAAGGGCGCUUUUUCUGCGCGCUGGCUCCCCGUGCCCCGCACCGGCCAUGCGCCCGGCCUUCGCGGUGGGCCUGGUGUUCGCAGGCUGCUGCAGUAAUGUGAUCUUCCUAGAGUUGCUGGCCCGCACACAUCCAGGAUGCGGGAACAUCGUCACGUUUGCCCAGUUCUUAUUUAUUGCUGUGGAAGGCUUCCUUUUUGAAGCUGACUUGGGAAGGAAGCCACCAGCUAUCCCAAUAAGGUACUAUGCCAUCAUGGUGACCAUGUUCUUCACGGUCAGCGUAGUGAACAACUAUGCCCUGAACCUGAACAUCGCCAUGCCACUCCACAUGAUCUUCAGAUCGGGCUCUCUGAUUGCCAACAUGAUUCUAGGAAUUAUCAUUUUGAAGAAAAGAUACAGUAUGUUCAAGUAUACCUCCAUUGCCCUGGUGUCUGCGGGGAUAUUUAUUUGCACUUUCAUGUCAGCAAAGCAGGUGACCGUCCAGUCCAGCUUGAGUGACAAGGAUGGAUUCCAGGCAUUUGCAUGGUGGUUACUAGGUAUUGGAGCACUGACCUUUGCUCUGCUGAUGUCGGCAAGGAUGGGCAUAUUCCAAGAGACUCUGUACAGACAGUUCGGGAAACACUCGAAGGAGGCACUGUUUUAUAAUCAUGCCCUUCCACUUCCCGGUUUCAUCUUCUUGGCCUCUGAUAUUUACGACCACGUCGUUCUGUUCAAUAAGUCUGAGCUCUAUCAAGUUCCAGUCCUCGGAGUGACUGUGCCCAUCAUGUGGUUCUACCUCCUCAUGAAUGUCGUGACUCAAUACGUGUGCAUCCGGGGUGUGUUCAUCCUUACCACAGAGUGCAGCUCCCUCACCGUCACACUGGUCGUGACUCUGCGAAAGUUCGUGAGCCUCAUCUUUUCUAUCCUGUACUUCCAGAACCAGUUCACCCUGUGGCACUGGCUGGGCACUGUGUUUGUCUUCACCGGGACCUUAAUGUACACAGAGGUGUGGAAAAACCUAGGGGCCACAAAAAGUCAGCUGCAAAAGGACGACAAGAAGGACUGAGGUCUGCCCGGACAGACAGUCGCUGUUAUGUGAGAGUGGCCUCGGCUGCAGGUCUGGCCAUCAUUUCACCUGGGCUGAAGCCAAAUUACCACAGUAUUGAAGCAGAGCUUCUUCUGACAGGAUGGGAUGGCAGCAUUUGUAGACUCCACGUAGGCAUCCCUGAGAUAGAAUAAACAGAACAAACAAGGCUUCCAGGCAGACUGUCGGGAAGCUUCCGCAUUUGCUUUUCACUCUCAGAGCUUGUAGUUCUCUACCUGUGUUGCACUUGUUGCUACCGAUGAUUCUUUGCUGUGACAGCCUAUGUACCUCUCUCCUCCCAUCACCCUCCACACUGCAGCACUUUGCAGCGCAGUCAGUGCUCCAGGCACAGUCAGGCCCUGAACAAUCCAGUGGACGGGUGAUACAUUAGACCCCAGGAAUGAGGCUGGACUCCCUCCAGUGUGGUGAGAGAGAAGCAGUUGACCCCAGGAGCACAGCCCUUGAGAUACGUGAGCUGGACAUUGGUGAUGCUUUCUGUAGUAGAGCAGUCCUGCAGCCAUCCUUGCACAGUAGACAGGAAAAAAACUCGGAAGUGGAUCGAGAAGAGGGAGGCCUUUCCAGCCAUCUCCCACGUGAAGCCCCUUGGCCUGUUAGGGAGAUGGAGAAGGAAACAUGGCCAAUACAGCUCACUCUUUCAGCACCCUGAGAGACUAUUGCCCCUGGGAACCUGGCCACACAUUCACAUGGGUUUCAGACGUGUGUCUGUGAGAGGUAUUAGGGCCUGGUAACCAGGCCUGAGAAUUAUCAUCGGUCAAGUCAUCGAUGAUUGAUUGAUUGAUUGAUUGAUACACAGGUGUGAGAGUGGUCAAAGCCCAGCUGCCACAGAGUGGAGUCUUAUUUUCCCAUUGAUAUGGGGCUGCUUUUGGUGGGUGUGCAUGAGAGGUGGCAUGAGACAACAUGUUUACAUACAGAAACAGGCCUGCCUCUUCUGCUGAUCAUUCUGAAGGUCCGAGUUUCCUCUCCUGGAUCCUCUUGAGGAAGAGUAACCCUGUUGCAUAGCAAAUGGUGCUUGUGUGCCCUCAGCUGGAUUGUAUGUGAUUGAAGAGCAAGGGCUCCAUGUUGGUUCAUUUCCUCUUUUCUUCUCUCAGAGCCAAACCCUCAUUACCCUCACCUAGCCAUCUGCUCCUCUGCAAACAGCUAAACUCACUGACUCUCUCACGCAUGAACAGCAGCCUUCCAUUCUAUCGCUAUGUGUACACUAUGCUCUUACACUGAGAUGCGGCUCUCCGUGUCUCCUUGGCUCACUUGUAGUUUUUUGUUCCUGCAUCUGAAGAUGCUCUUUGAUGGGUCUGAACAGCAGAGAGAACUGAACAGCAGAGAGAACUGUCCUAACCCUCUGGGUGCCCUGGGAAGGCAGUUAAAACGACUUUACUUUGUGUUACAUUAAAUGCAGAUGCUUUCUCCACCUAAGUCCUCGUUUACAGACUGAAUCAUUCUGGCCAUUGACACCGUCCCAGUGCUGGAAAUGGGCUGUUCCUCAAAGAUGCUGAAUUAGAUGGAGCCCAUUCGCAAUCCUAGAAGCUCCUUAGCUACUUUGAAAUAUGUGUGGUUGCCUGGACCAAUGUUGCUAUAAAUACCAAGUGUUAAAUGUCCCCUUAAAAAGACAGUAAUAAAAAGUACUUUUUUCCUUCCUGUUAACAGAAGAAUCUGUCCCUAGGGGCUCUUGAGGCUCAAUUCCGAUUACUCCUGAAGGCUGUAGCCUUUAGUUAGCCAGUGCUUCCCUUUUUACACUGGAGAAGUACCGCACAGCUCGCAGUUCAGACACUACUGGCUCUAACCCCUUAGGGUUUCAGAUCGUGUAGCCCUUUGCCGGUUUUAUUGAAGGAGAUGCAGGAGCAGGUCAGAGUCAGAACUCACAACAAAAUGUUCACCUGCGGGAACAGAGCACAGGAAAUGCUCUGUGAGCACUGCUGGCUCAGGCACAAGCAAGUGCCCCAGCUGCUUCCUCCCAUGCUGUAGAUAAAAGGCAGUGUAUCUAACAGACAAUAGUUACGAUUUUGUUACGCUAUUCUAAAGGUUCUGUUUUCAUUUUAGUUGUGUAUCUUCAUUACACAGGGCCCUGAGGUUGAACAUUUUCCUACAGUUGAGUACAUCUGCCAUGCUCUGUCUUCUGACACUCUCCUACAGUUGGGUAUGUCCCCCACACUCUCUUCUCCCCUUGCUCUCCACCUGUCAGGCCUGUUGUUCCCUUGAACAGUUUGGCUUCUACCUUCCGAUCACAUACACACCAUGAUUUUAUGUCUCUACAGAGUCCAGGAACUACAAACAAGAGUACAUAGAUGGUGUUUGUCUUCCCUCCACUAGCUUAAUCUCCUAAUAGGACCAUCUCUGGAUACAUCAUGAAAUCAUCUUUAUAAAAGUCAUUCCUC
This is a messenger RNA of Rattus norvegicus (Norway rat), 3622 nucleotides long. It is a transcript of the gene Slc35b4, whose product is annotated as solute carrier family 35 member B4. NCBI's taxonomy places the organism in Eukaryota, Metazoa, Chordata, Mammalia, Rodentia, Muridae. The transcript is spliced from 10 exons. The record is from RefSeq and is marked provisional. Gene Ontology annotation, cellular component: endoplasmic reticulum; endomembrane system; Golgi apparatus. Gene Ontology annotation, molecular function: UDP-xylose transmembrane transporter activity; UDP-N-acetylglucosamine transmembrane transporter activity. Bases 219 to 1214 code for a protein of 331 amino acids. Gene Ontology annotation, biological process: UDP-N-acetylglucosamine transmembrane transport; UDP-xylose transmembrane transport; transmembrane transport.